Messenger RNA from Spirodela intermedia, 1164 nucleotides. The record is from the annotation of a GenBank genome assembly. NCBI's taxonomy places the organism in Eukaryota, Viridiplantae, Streptophyta, Magnoliopsida, Alismatales, Araceae.
AUGACGACGCCUCCUCUGACGGUGGCCGUCGCCGGGAGGUCGGCGGCGGUCACCGUUAACCCAACGCCGCAGAGGGAGCGACUUUGGCGCCAGCGACGUCCAGCGAACACAACGUCCUUGCCGAUGCUUCAGCAGCGCCCUCGCCUCCCGCCGCCGCUGCCGCCUCCCAUCUCCAUCAUGCCCAUCAGACCUGACGCGGAGAACGAAGCGGGGUACCGCGAUGAAAUGGGCAGCAUCAACGGCGAAGAGGGGACGUCGCGGCCCGGCGACGUCCUCCGCCUGAUGGACGCCUUGCGUCUCCCAGUAGAGGCGGACCUCUACGCGUCCCUGCUGAAGGAGUGCGCCGAGCAGAGUGACGACGCCGCCGGCGCCGCCGGCGCCGCCCAAGUCCACGACCAUAUGCGACGCAACGCCGGGGGACUCCUCCGCGGGACCGGGGGAACGAUCCUUAUGAACCGACUGCUUCUCGCGUACGCCGCCGCCGGCGAGGUGGAACGUGCGCUGGAGGUGUUAGAAGGAAUGCCAAAUAGGGACUCCAUCUCGUGGGUGACCAUGAUCGCCGGGCUCUCCGCAGCUGGCGACCACACAGGAGCGCUUCGGCUGUUCCGAGAGAUGCUACGCGAGUGGAGGCUAGGCGGCGGCGGAGUGACCGUGAUCUUGAGCGUCACCACGGUCCUCCGAUGCUGCGGUAGCACCAGGGAUCUCAAGCUCGGGAAAUGCGUCCACGGGCUGCUCCUGAAGAACGGGGCCAGCGGCUGCUCCACGCUGGGGAGCUCCCUGAUCCGUCUCUACGGCCUGCUCGGCCGGGCAGACGACGCAGAGAGGGUCUUCCGCUCCAUGCGCGCGCGCGACUGGGCGGUGGGGGCGGCGGCCAUGACGGUCGCUUGCUGUAAGAUGGGCAUGAUCGGUACGGCCUUGGACCUCUUUGGGGAGAUGAGGAAGGCAGGGAGAAGGACGAAGGGCCAUCUUUUUUCGAGCAUCUUCAGAGCCUGCGCUAGGGCGGGCGCCGACCUGCCGGGCCGGCAGGUCCACGCCUGCGCGGUGAAGACCGGUGUGGAGGGGCGCGAGGCCGUACGGAACAGCCUUGUGGAGAUGUACGGCAGGUGCGGGCUGCUGCUUGACGAAAGAAGGGUGCUCGAGAUAAUGCCUGAAAAGGAGCAGUAG